GUCGGGAGGCGGAGAAAGAGGCGGAGAAAGCGGGACCUCGGCGACGCUAGAGGAAAGCCGUGGGAGGGCAGGAGUGGGAAGGACGCGGUCGGGCUCCGGGUCGGGCUCCGCCGGGAGGAGGGGAAGCCGAGGGGGCGGCGGCGGAGCGCGCGGCGGCACAGGUACUUGGAGAAGUACCGGGAGGGGUCCCAGGAGCGCUACCGCAGAAGGUCCGAGCGCAGGACCCCGGGCGCGGGGCGGGAGGGCCAGGACCUGGUCCACUGCAAGUACGAGCUAGAGAGAAAGGCCCACUGGCUGAGGAGCCCCGAGCUCGUGGGGUCCGGGAAGGAGGAGAAGGAGGAGGUCUGCAGAUGGGAGGCUGACCUCAUCCAAGUCCAGGUGUCGGAGCAGCAGUUCCGGACUCCCCGGAUCAGAUUCGGAGUGUGCCCCAGAUCUCACCGCCCGUCUCAGCUGUCCGCCACCCGCUGCAUUUCUGGCAUCAGUGCCAUUAACGAACUGGCCAAGAUGGGCGACCCUGAUCUCCUGGAAAUGGUGGAGGAACAAGGGAAAAGAUCCAGUAGAGAGUUAAACUAUGCUUUCCAAAUGAGUGAGAGCAUGAGCAGUGGAGAGAGCAGCUUUCUCAUUGAUGAAGGACCAACCAAGUUUCAAAAACACAAACAUAGCAAAGAUUCUAUUUUCUUCCGAGACGGAAUUAGGCAGAUCGAUUUUGUGCUUUCCUAUGUUGAUGAUGUAAAGAAAGACGGAGACCUGAAGGCAGAAAGAAGAAAGGAGUUUGAACAGAAUCUCAGAAAAACAGGCCUUGAGUUGGAAAUUGAAGACAAAAGGGACUCUGAAGAUGGAAAAACUUAUUUUGUCAAGAUCCACGCACCUUGGGAGGUCUUAGUAACUUACGCUGAAGUGUUGGGGAUGAAAAUGCCUAUUAGGGAGAGUGACAUUCCCCGCCCUCUGCCGUCUCCCUUAAACUGUAUGCUUGCACCUGUAAAGCUCCCGGAGAAUGUGAAGCAUCCGCGUCCUGAGUAUUUUACCGCCCAGUUCAGCAGACAUCGGCAGGAGCUCUUCCUCAUCGAAGACCAGUCACGCUUCUUUCCUUCCUCAUCAAGAAACAGAAUUGUAUACUAUAUUCUCUCACGAUGUCCUUUUGGCAUAGAAGAUGGGAAGAAAAGGUUUGGGAUUGAACGACUGCUGAAUUCUAAUGCCUAUUCAUCUGCCUACCCACUCCAUGAUGGCCAGUAUUGGAGGCCAUCAGAACCUCCCAACCCUCCCAAUGCAAGGUAUAUACUUCAUCAACAUUGGGCUCGGUUUUCCUAUUUUUAUAAGGAGCAGCCUUUAGACUUGAUUAAGGAUUAUUAUGGAGAAAAAAUUGGUAUCUAUUUUGUCUUCCUGGGAUUUUACACAGAAAUGCUGUUUGUUGCAGCUGUAGUCGGCCUGGCUUGUUUUAUUUAUGGCCUGUUAUCCAUGGAGAGCAGCACAGGCAGCAUUGAAACGUGUGACCCUAAGAUUGGAGGUCAGAUGAUCAUGUGCCCACUAUGUGACCUAGUGUGUGAUUUUUGGAGACUGAAUAGUACAUGUUUGGCUGCAAAGUUUUCCCACUUAUUUGAUAAUGAGUCAACGGUGUUCUUUGCAAUAUUCAUGGGAAUUUGGGUCACAUUAUUUUUGGAGUUUUGGAAACAGCGAGAAGCCAGACUGGAGUACGAAUGGGACAUGGUGGACUUUGAAGAGGAACAGCAGCAGCUGCAGCUGAGGCCCGAGUUUGAAGCGAUGUGUAAGCACAGGAAGAGGAACGUAGUGACAAAGGAGAUGGAGCCUCACAUGCCUCUGUAUGCUCGUGUUCCAUGGUAUCUUCUAUCUGGAGCCACGGUGACAUUUUGGAUGACUCUUGUCGUGGCCAGCAUGGUAUCUGUAAUCGUCUACCGCCUGUCAGUCUUUGCUACGUUUGCUAGCUUCAUGGAAACGGAAGCAUCCUUAAAGCGUGUCAAAAGUUUCCUCACUCCCCAGAUAACCACAGCACUCACAGGCUCGUGUCUGAAUUUUAUCAUCAUCUUGAUCUUGAACUUCUUUUAUGAAAAGAUAUCUGCCUGGAUUACAAAGAUGGAAAUCCCUCGAACUUACCAGGAAUAUGAGAGCAGUCUUACCUUGAAAAUGUUCCUGUUUCAAUUUGUAAAUUACUACUCAUCCUGCUUCUACGUAGCUUUCUUUAAAGGGAAGUUUGUGGGCUAUCCUGGAAAAUACACAUACUUGUUUAAUGUCUGGAGAAGUGAAGAGUGUGACCCUGGAGGCUGUCUAAUAGAACUGACAACUCAGCUGACCAUCAUAAUGAUUGGAAAACAGUUGUUUGGAAACAUUAAAGAAGCCAUUUAUCCCAUGGCUUUGAAUUGGUGGAGACGCCGCAGGGCACGGACCAACUCCGAGAAACUGUACAGUCGAUGGGAGCAGGAUCACGAUCUUGAAACUUUUGGAUCCCUUGGCCUAUUCUACGAAUACUUGGAAACAGUUAUUCAGUUUGGAUUUGUUACAUUAUUUGUGGCCUCUUUUCCUCUGGCUCCUCUUCUUGCUCUUUUAAAUAAUAUUGUAGAGAUUCGAGUGGAUGCCUGGAAACUUACUACCCAGUAUAGGAGACCUGUCGCUGCUAAAGCUCAUAGCAUAGGCGUUUGGCAAGACAUUCUUUAUGGAAUGGCUGUCCUUUCUGUUGCAACGAAUGCUUUCAUUGUUGCGUUCACGUCGGACAUCAUUCCCCGUUUAGUCUACUACUACGCGUACUCAACAAAUGACUCGCAGCCCUUAAGAGGGUACCUCAAUAACAGCCUGUCAGUGUUCCUGAUCGCAGAUUUUCCAAACUACACGGUACCUCCGGAGAAACGAGACUUCACCACUUGCAGGUACAGAGAUUACAGAUACCCUCCUGACCACGAGAAGAAAUAUUUUCAUAACAUGCAGUUUUGGCAUGUCCUUGCUGCCAAGAUGACCUUCAUCAUAAUUAUGGAACACGUUGUGUUUUUAUUUAAGUUUUUGUUGGCCUGGAUGAUACCCGAUGUUCCGAAAGAUGUUGUGGAGAGAAUCAAGCGAGAAAAGUUAAUGACUGUCAAGAUUCUCCAUGACUUUGAGCUCAACAAAUUAAAAGAGAACUUGGGACUUGAUUCUAAUGAUUUUGUCAAGCAAGUUAUGAUUGAGGAAAACAAAGUACAACUUGCUUAACCAACAGUCUAGCCGGCAUAAUGAGCAAAAGGCUGCUUGCCCAUCUCAUGUCAUGGUUUUCCCUGGGCUUAGGCCCAGAGCCCAGAAGCCUUGUGUCAGUUUUACCCUUUUUUUUAAUUUUUUUUUUCUAACUCAAGAGUUUUUAUACACUUUUGUAGAAUCCAAAUUUGUGAUGUUGGAAAAGUAUGACUUGUCUGCUUUAUUGGCCGGGCCUUCCUACACGGUGUUUUCUGAGGUCCUAGAAUGAUCGUUGAAAGUACAUGUGGAAUCAUGGAAUGUCGCAGUUGGUAAUGAAACACUGGAGUGGGCUGUCCCUUCCUUUUCCAGUGCAUCUGCACAUUUUUAUGGUCCUCUGGAGUGUUUUAGGUCUCCUUCCCUUCAAGAAAAUUGUUGGGACAGAAAGAAAGGGAGCAACGAGGCCUACUAAACCACACAUACCUGCCAUUUAAGAAUUUACAAAUAAAAAUGCAAAAUCAGGUGACAUCUGAAAACUCACAGAUUAAGGAAUAGUAGGUAAAUAUCAUAGUGGGGUUUGUUCCUGAUACUGUCCUGAAUAAGUCAAAUGUCCAUCAGAAUCACAAAUAGUCCUUCCAGGUAAAUGCAGAAUUCAUUUUUUUUAAUAAGAAAUCAAACUUUUGGAUUUUAACAAAAGUCUAACAAUUUGGUUUUUAAAAAUAACAUUUUGGUAACAGUAGUUUUAAAACUAUGGGUUGUCUUAUGUAGAAAACAGCAUUUACAAAGAUUAGUUCAGGUAUUCUAGUGAAUGACAGCUAUUAUAGAUUGGUAAGAGUACUUUCUUAAAGAAAUGCAAAACAGUGCAUAUUGAUUAAUUUAUUGAUAUUAAUCUAGAAAAUUGUUGAAUUACUUUUUUGUAAAUCACUUUUUUUCCUGGAAUGCCUAUUUUGCAUCAUGAAGCUUUUACAACACUAGCUAUUUGUGUAAGUUAAAUACAAGUUGUUUGUGAAAUAUAAUCUCUUUGCUUUAAAAAAAACUCUCAAAUCUUUUAGUGAGUUUUCAGCCUUUUCUAUGAAUGCAGCAGCUUAUACAAUGCUCAGUGCCUUGUUCCUACACCUUGGACACAUAAAAAGUUGUAUCGAUAACUUGUUUUGUUGUGAUAUAAUAUCUUAAAUGGAAGCUCAUUUUAGAGAAAAUGUCAGUGUGGCAACAAUAGAGUUUAACACCAAAUGAGAAUCAGCCAAACAAGAGUGAGGUGAUGACCUUGAUAUCUAAGUUAAAAAAUAUUUUUGUUGAAUUCUUAUUCUCAAAUGUAGGCUUGUGGAAUGUGCACAAUGAUUUUUUAUUCUUUUACUUGAAAGAUUAGGGGUGUGUGUGUGUACACAUAAAUACAUACAUACUUACAUAUAUGUGAGAUAUGCAUGCAUGUACAUCGCUGCCACUAGAGUGAAACACACAGUCCGAUGAUACACUGCUAACAUCUCUGGGAUGAAAUUACCAUUCAGUACCAUGAGAAUAGUGUCUUUUGCACACACACACAAAAAGAAACUUGAUCGAAGGAUGUUUUUUGAGUUUCAUUGCCUGAUGCUAAUCACUUUUUAUGGCAUUGCCAGUGUUAACAUAUAUGGAACACAGUAUUAACUACUGAACAAAAUUAAGCAUUGAAAUGGGGGAUUAUUGAUUUUAUAAAACUAUGAGAUGGUAUCUCAGUAUUGGCAGAACCUAUUUGUCAACCACUGGGUAUAUAUAGUGUGAAUGAUUUGGGUAACAAGAAAAGAUCUGUUCAUUGAAAGAUGGUUUUCUGUGUGGAGGAGAGAGAUUUUUUGCUUGAGGGAACCACUCAGGGUUGCGUGGAGUAAACCACAGGGCAGUGCCUUUGGCUUGUCACAUCGUACCCUGUUGCUAUGGUGUACACUGCACACAGGACCCACUGCUUCAUUCCUGGGUACUGCUGGGGACUGAUUAAAAUAAGAGCAUACAAAUUGGUAUUUUGGAUAUCAGCUUUAAUUUUUAUGGCUUAAAAGUAUCUAUAGAGGUCGAUCAUAAUAUGAAUAAAAAUGAAUUUAACUAACAAACUUACCUGCACACUGCAUUUUUAAAACAAACCAACUCAAGUGUUGGGUUUUUGGACUGAAUGGAGAAACUAGCAAGGGGGUUAAAGAUGAGAAAAUAAUUCACACUUCCUAUAGAUGAUGAAUAUUUUCCUUUUAAAAUAUUGACAAAUACUGUAUCUUCACCUUUUAUUGAUCAUUUAUGAAGGUCUUGCUCCUUGUUUCAGAGAUUUUAAAAUGAAAUACAAGUAUCCGCUACUUUUCUGAUUCAGAUCAAUCUUUUGUCUUAUCUAAAUAAACUCAUUGUUUAUUACAGAGUGUGAGGGCUUAAUUAAGAGCAAAUGACUGCCAAUACAUGUUAAUAUCUACCAGCAUGGCAGGUGUUUCUAUAUUUCAAUCAAACUCAUAGUAAGUCUUUAGAUUUUUUAGAAAUGUUGCAGGGGACAUUUGACAUCUUAUAUAAAAUAAAAUUUGAAUGUCAAAGCAAAAAAAAAAAAAGCUUUUUAUUUG
Messenger RNA from Tupaia belangeri chinensis (Chinese tree shrew), 5708 nucleotides. RefSeq names its product anoctamin 5 (gene ANO5). The transcript is spliced from 21 exons. The record is from RefSeq and is a predicted model, not a curated record. The coding region runs from base 505 to 3192 and encodes 895 amino acids. Gene Ontology annotation, biological process: chloride transmembrane transport. Gene Ontology annotation, molecular function: protein dimerization activity; chloride channel activity. Lineage: Eukaryota; Metazoa; Chordata; Mammalia; Scandentia; Tupaiidae. Gene Ontology annotation, cellular component: plasma membrane.